CAACAAAGACGUUAGUUGUAGAGUUGAAUGAUAUUUGUUGUGUUAUUGUUACGUCACAUAGCUGCCUGAGGGUGACAAACGUUGUGACAAAUGGCCGGGACAUCAGAUGGAGAAUUCGUGACGCUGACGCCCGAAGAGUUUGAAAGGUUGCAGAAAUAUGCAGAAUAUUCGUCAAAAAAGCUCGCUGACGUCAUGGCGGAAUUCAACGACGGUGGAAUAUUGUCGAAAUACAAUAAAGAGAAGCUCACUCAGGGCGACAUUGAACGAAUACCUAUUGAUUAUUCGGGUUUCAAGCUGUUCAUGGAAACCUACCUGGACACUGAUCUGUCGGAAGAUUUCUGCGCACACAUGUUCAGGUCGUUCCAGAAAUCUUCAAACCAACCAAGAACAACCAGCGUUGGGCAGCAUACAGCAAUCGACUUGAGCAUUCCUACAGCGCUUGCCUGCGUAUCAGUUGCAGGAUCCUGUAGCGAUAAUAUUAUAAAAAGCAUGGGUGGGAACGCUCAGACACACGACGGUAAAGAAGUCAGCGAGGAAGACGUCGCCGUUACCGUUCUAAACCCCGAAGAUCGAGCAAAUCAAAGAGAAAACAAUCGCCUGGUGGCGCCAAAGCAGGAAAAUCAGAAGAGUGAUCGGGGUUCAAAGUUGAUCCCGGAUGCUUUCAAAGCAAUCACAUCUGGUAUAACUGGCAACGUGGACAAACCAAAGCAAGCUAUCAUGCCUGAGGAGCAUGAGACGGUUCAUUUGAAGGACAUUGCGUGUUAUUUAUCUUUGUUGGAAGGUGGAAGACCCGAGGAUAAGUUACAAUUUGUGUUCAAGUUGUACGAUACAGAUGGGAACGGAAAUCUUGACAGUAGCGAAAUGGAGAGGAUAGUCAACCAGAUGAUGCAUGUGGCGGAAUAUUUGGGGUGGGAUGUCACCGAGCUGAGACCCAUCUUGGAAGAAAUGCUGCAAGAGAUCGACUAUGACGGGGACGGCGUGGUGACGUUAAACGAGUGGAUUCAUGGCGGUUUAACAACGAUCCCGCUGCUAGUGCUGCUGGGACUCGAAACCAAUAUAAAGGACGACGGCAGCCACGCAUGGAGACUUAAACACUUCAGUUUACCAGCGUAUUGCAACUUCUGUUUAACAAUGUUGGUGGGAGUUGGAAAGCAAGGACUGUGUUGUACAUUUUGCAAAUACACAGCCCAUGAGAGAUGCGUCAAUAAAGUUCCCGCCAAUUGUAUUCAAACUUACGUGAAGUCAGCCAAAGAAGCUUCGAAACUCAGCCAUGUAUGGGUUGAAGGCAACAAUGCGGGGCCUUGCGAUAAAUGUAAGAAACCAAUCAAAUGUUACCAAGGGUUGACGGGAUUACAUUGUAGAUGGUGCCAAGCUACUUACCACAACAAGUGUGCCUCUCAUACGUCAGCAGAAUGUAACAUGGGAAAAAUGAGAGCUCACAUAUUACCUCCAAACUGUAUAUGUCCCGGUUUGCUGCAAGAGAAAGAAAGCAGAUCAAGAGAAAACAGCUCAACCGACACGACUCAACACUCAACAAACGACAAAACAAAACAUAUGAAACGAAUGAACUCGAUGACGUGGGACGGACAAGGUUUACAAAUCUCUCCGCUACCUGGAACUCACCCUCUGUUGGUAUUCAUCAACCCAAAGAGUGGGGGGAAGCAGGGUGUUCGAUUGCUACGUAAGAUGCAGGGAUUGUUGAACCCACGACAGGUGUAUGACUUGUGUAGUGGGGGGCCGAUGCCGGGCCUUAAUUUCUUCCACGAUGUUGAAGAUUUCAGAGUUCUAUGUUGUGGAGGUGAUGGGACGGUGGGCUGGGUGCUGGAUUGCAUUGAUAAAAGUCAGAUCUUACACCGCCCUCCCGUGGCCAUUCUUCCGCUGGGAACCGGGAAUGAUCUCGCUCGAUGUCUUCGGUGGGGUGGAGGUUACGAAGGCACUAGCGUGAUGAAGGUUCUGCAGCAAGUUGAGAACAGUCAGUCUGUGUUGAUGGACAGGUGGAACCUCAACGUUAAGUGCGAAGUGGAAACAUCGGAAAUUGGCGACCCCGUCCCACUUUCUAUCAUGAAUAAUUACUUCUCCAUUGGCGUGGACGCCUCAAUAUGUCGGAAGUUUCACGUCAUGCGAGAGAAACACCCGGAGAAAUUUAACAGCAGAAUGAAAAAUAAGCUGUGGUAUUCGGCGUUCGGGACAACUGAAACAUUCGCAGCGUCUUGCAAGAAACUGCAUGACAACCUUGAAGUCUUGGUUGACGGAGUGAAAUUAGAAUCUUUAUCGCGGAACAGAUUCCAGGGAAUCGCAAUCUUAAACAUUCCAAGCGUUUACGGAGGAACCAAUUUAUGGGGAACUUCAAAGAAGAUGAAGAAGAGAGACGGAAACAAACCAGUUGAUCUUAGAUAUGCAGUGCAAGAAAUGGGCGACAAACUACUUGAAGUGGUUGGUUUGGAGGGAGCUAUGGAGGUUGGGCAGAUUAUGGCCGGGCUUCGAGCUGGAAAGAGACUCGCUCAAGGAAGUGACAUCAUAAUCAACACGAACCGAUUGUUUCCAAUGCAAGUAGAUGGGGAACCAUGGAUGCAAAUACCCUGCACUAUUCACAUCACGCACAAGAAUCAGGUCCCUAUGCUUAUGGCGCACCCUGGUGGUCAAAGUUCCUUCUUUUCAUGUUUCCGACGAUCACCACACGAGGGUAUAGAAGAGCCAUAACUUUUCGCUCGCACUUAUUUGCCAAGCCAAGAUUACAGAACAAAAAGAAAUUUCUUUUAACUUAUUUCUUCAUGUUUAUCUAUAUUUUUCAUUGUAUUGUUUACGUGUUAAUGAAAAUCAACGAUCUACAA
Messenger RNA from Ciona intestinalis (vase tunicate), 2831 nucleotides. The record is from RefSeq and is a predicted model, not a curated record. NCBI's taxonomy places the organism in Eukaryota, Metazoa, Chordata, Ascidiacea, Phlebobranchia, Cionidae.